AUGGCGGCUCAAACUGCAGAAAAGGUGCAGGAGAUACGAGAGGUGACUAGGAUUGAGCGUAUUGGUGCCCAUUCCCAUAUACGGGGUCUAGGUCUCGAUGAUGCUCUUGAGGCAAGACAGGUUUCUCAAGGCAUGGUUGGCCAGCUUAAGGCCAGGAAAGCUGCCGGUGUCAUUCUGGAGAUUAUAAAGGAUGGAAAGAUUGCCAGUCGAGGCAUUCUUAUCGCAGGUCAACCAGGUACUGGAAAAACAGCGAUAGCAAUGGGAAUGGCACAGGCUCUGGGCACAGACACUCCUUUCACAAGUAUUGCAGGAAGUGAAAUCUUUUCUCUGGAGAUGAGCAAGACAGAAGCCCUAACACAAGCUUUCAGAAAAUCCAUCGGAGUCAGAAUAAAGGAGGAGACAGAGAUAAUUGAGGGAGAAAUCGUGGAGGUUCAGAUUGACAGACCUGCCACUGGAACUGGUGCCAAAGUUGGGAAGCUCACUUUGAAAACCACAGAAAUGGAGACAAUUUAUCAGCUUGGGCAAAAGAUGAUUGAAUCUCUGACCAAGGAGAAAGCACAGGCAGGAGAUAUCGUUACAAUUGACAAAGCCACAGGGAAGAUUACCAAACUGGGUCGUUCAUUUACAAGGGCCAGAGAUUAUGAUGCAAUGGGAGCACAGACCAAGUUCGUACAGUGUCCUGAAGGAGAACUCCAGAAGAGGAAGGAAGUGGUACACACCGUCACGUUACACGAGAUUGACGUCAUCAACAGUCGAACCCAGGGUUUUUUGGCCCUCUUCUCGGGGGACACGGGAGAGAUCAAGUCGGAGGUCAGAGAACAGAUCAAUGCGAAAGUAGCAGAAUGGAGAGAAGAGGGAAAGGCAGAAAUUGUACCUGGGGUGCUAUUCAUUGAUGAGGUUCACAUGUUGGACAUUGAGUGCUUCUCUUUCCUCAACCGAGCUCUGGAGUCAGACAUGGCACCCAUCUUGAUCAUGGCCACAAACCGUGGCAUUACCAGAAUUCGCGGCACUCAUUACACAAGUCCUCAUGGGAUCCCCCUGGAUCUGCUGGACAGACUGGUCAUCAUUUCCACAGUCCCUUACGAUGAGAAGGAGAUCAAACAGAUCUUGAAGAUCAGGUGUGAAGAAGAAGAUGUGGAGAUGAGCGACGAUGCCCUGACCGUGCUGACCCGUAUCGGUAUGGAAACCAGUCUCAGAUAUGCCAUCCAACUGAUUACAGCUGCCAACUUGGUCUGUAGGAAACGCAAGGGAACCGAAGUUGAUGUCGAUGACAUCAAAAGGGUGUACUCCUUGUUUUUGGAUGAGUCCCGGUCAACCCAGUUCCUGAAGGAAUACCAGCAGGAGUUUAUGUUCAAUGAAAUGAAUGAAGAAAUGGAGACAAGUUGA
Candidula unifasciata is the source of this 1386-nucleotide messenger RNA. The record is from the annotation of a GenBank genome assembly. NCBI's taxonomy places the organism in Eukaryota, Metazoa, Mollusca, Gastropoda, Stylommatophora, Geomitridae.